GUGUGUGUGUGUGUGUGUGUGCAUUGUUCAAAUUUAUAUAGUGAUAUGAGUGAUCAGACGUUCAUUAAUGGUGGAAGAACAAAACCAUGGAACAUGUACAUCACCAGCAGCAGCACUUCUUCUUCUUCGUCGAAUAAUCCUAGCCCUCCAUUAGUAUCAUCAUCAUCUCAGGCGACACGUGUCACCAUCAAGGAGGCAGCAGCUGAUCAUAACAACAACUGGACGAGCUUAGGUUCAUCGAUGAACGCCAUUUCCUUCGGAUUCGUCGCGACCGCCAUUCUCAUCUCGAUGUUCCUAAUCAUGGCCAUCUUCGAGCAUCUGUUCGGCCCCGACGCCGAACCCGGACAAGAUUCCGGUCGGGGGGCCCAUCCCCGAGAUGCUCAAAAGAUUCCACCUCCGGAAACAGUGGAAAGAAUAACAUGUGCAUCUGAUUACUCAGUAGUGAUGCCUGGACAGAAGAUUCCUACGUUCAUUGCUCAGCCUGCUCCGCUGCCUUGUCCGAGGGAAACCGUUCUUUGGCCACGUCAUCAUCAACAUACUAUUAUUAUAGAUUGUCCGUAGAUUUUAACGAGGUAAGGUCAAAUUACGAAAAAAUCCCUUAUAUUUGGGUAAUUAAU
Molecule: messenger RNA, 617 nt
Organism: Erythranthe guttata (spotted monkey flower)
Lineage: Eukaryota; Viridiplantae; Streptophyta; Magnoliopsida; Lamiales; Phrymaceae
Source: RefSeq, a predicted model, not a curated record